This is a messenger RNA of Entamoeba invadens IP1, 1554 nucleotides long. RefSeq lists its product as hypothetical. Gene Ontology annotation, molecular function: acyltransferase activity, transferring groups other than amino-acyl groups. Gene Ontology annotation, cellular component: membrane. The coding region runs from base 1 to 1554 and encodes 517 amino acids. Gene Ontology annotation, biological process: polysaccharide biosynthetic process. The record is from RefSeq and is a predicted model, not a curated record. The transcript has a single exon. Lineage: Eukaryota; Evosea; Mastigamoebida; Endamoebidae.
AUGUCAAUUGUGGAAAAAGAAGCACAACACGAAUCUAUUACCUCGAAUCAAAGCAUAAAUGCAGUUAUUAAUGAUCACGUUGAAAUACAACUGAAAAGUGUUAUUCCCAAAGUGGACACAACCAAAGUUAUUCCAUCUAUUACACCAAAAGAAAACAAAAAUGAAGUUUCAAUUAAACCUAAAGUCACUAUUUUUUCAACACUAACAUUAUUGAGAGCCAUUUCUUCAAUUGCUGUUGUUGAUUAUCACUAUUAUGAUUUGAGUUUUAUCAAAUUUAAACCAUAUUUCCCCUUUGGAUUUCUGGCAGUUGAUUUCUUUUUUAUGCUUUCUGGAUUUUUGGUUUCUUCAUCCAAUUUUCGGUCUAACGAUUAUUUCCUAAUUGAAAUAACUGAACAAAUUAUAAUGUACCCAUUUCAUAUGAUUUGGACUUUCAUUGUGUUUCUUUACAACAAAUUGAAAUUGUAUACACCACAGAGUAACAACAUUUUAAUACAAAACAAAUACAAAUCCAACAAGCAAUUAACACCAAAAGGCAACACAAAUAUUGCUAAUAUCUUUAAUCCAAUAACUUUUAUGUUACAUCGAUUUAUUCGACUCUUCCCAAUGCAACUUUUUGGAACCUGUUUGUUAAGUGCGACAUUUCUAACUGCAAAUCACAACAUCAGUGACCAAGACUUCAAGCACUUGUUUCUCUUGGGUACAUUCUCUUAUCCAAAUAAAGAAAAUCAGUUAUUCUUCCCAAUAAACCCACUGCAAUGGACGAUGAUAUACGAAUAUGCAAGUAGCUUAUUGUACGCACUUCUUUUCAGACAUUUGAACUUUUUUGUAUUGUUGUUUCUAAAUUACAAAGCUGGUCAUAUUUUAUAUGAUUUCUCCAUAGGAAUUCAUCACUAUGGAUACUGUAAAAGAUUGCGUCAAAAACCAACUGGAAUUGGGUAUGGGUCGUAUCACGAUGAGUGUAGUACAUAUGUUGGCACGUUAAGAAUGUUAUAUGGAUUCUUGACUGGGAUGGUCAUCGAAAUUGCACUUAGAAAGAUCUCUCAAUUGUAUUAUAAAUAUUACAACAAAAAAUUGGAAAUGCCUUUUGGGUCGUUCAUUUCCAUUUUAAUUAUCAUUGCGGUGUAUGGCGGAUGGAAUUAUUUUGGAUAUUCAUCACCAGAAUUUCAAACAAUUUCGUUGUUCGUUUUAUUGCCAAUUUGUUUGAUUUGUGGAGCAUUAUGUGACUUAAAACUGGAUUGGGUUAAAAAAGUUGCUCAGUUACUUGGAGAUAAUUCAUAUCCACUCUUUUUGACACAUUGGAAUUUUUGUUUAUUAUUUAAAGAAUGGACAAAUAAAAACAAAAUGGCUGACAAAUGGGUGUUUAAUUACCAUUUGAGAUUGAAAUUUAUAGAGACUAUGUUAUUUUCUAUUGGAGUGUUAAAAUGUUAUGAUGUACACUUUAGAAAAUUACUUAAUUACAUAUUCUUCGGAUGGAAAAUACCAAAAAAUAAAAUAUGCAAAAUUGUGGUGUCCAAAAUUAAAAUAUUUAAAAGUUUCAAAAUACACAAUAAUUAA